AUGUUCUCCAAAUUAUUCGCUCUCAUCACUACCCUGCACAUUCUCAGCAGACUUUCAUCUGUCAAUGCCAUCCCCUCCCCGCAACCAGGAAGUUCUUAUCUUUCCGUCCUCGAAGAUGUACGUCUAGAAGAACGAAACGAUACAUCCGAGCUAGUCACACGUCAAGGAGGCUACAACACCGGAAUCUGGAAGUUCACCAUGUACGGCUACCCCGACAGCUACAGCGCAGCCAUCGACUGCGAAUCAGCAGCCAGUCACAACCCUCCACAAGGCUCCAACACCAUCGCCUAUCCAGGCUGCAACCAUCUAGGUAACGCGCGAGGCAAAUACGCAGGAGGGGAUGGCUCAUACAACAACCCGCUCACGGCGGCAGCAUACCCUGGCAGCACGCCGAUUCCGAAGUGCGGGGUGUUCUUCGCGCCGUAUCUGAAUAAGUUCUUGAUUUUCGAGGAUUACUGUCCUAGUUGCUCUGGUAGUACGCCUCAUUUUGAUGUUUGGAUUGGUGGAGGGCCAAGUACCCCGAAUUCGGGGAGUGUUUGUCAGUGUGAGCUUACUUUGACUCCGCCAAGCUCUAAGGCGUAA
Cadophora gregata is the source of this 582-nucleotide messenger RNA. RefSeq lists its product as uncharacterized. Lineage: Eukaryota; Fungi; Ascomycota; Leotiomycetes; Helotiales; Ploettnerulaceae. The record is from RefSeq and is a predicted model, not a curated record. The transcript has a single exon. Bases 1 to 582 code for a protein of 193 amino acids.